UCCUUUCUAUCAUUUCGGGACGGCUAUGAGUUCGCGUGCGGGAUACAUUGUCAAUAUUGUUUAAAACGUCCAAAUUGUGUCCGAAGGGAAUCGCAAGGAUACUCGAAGCGUGGUUUAACCGAAUUUCAAAAGCGUUUCUUGUCAUCCUGUUCUGUUGAGACCGUCUUUCUGUGUUCCGAAACGGAUAAGAUUUUGUGCGUUUUCAGCCCAGUCUGGUUGGCAGUUUUUAUUGGAACUUAAGAGAAAUUACAGUGCCUAAUCCAACCAAGGUCUAUGCCAGUAAAUCAAAUCCGUCUGGGCAGAGUGAAAUUACAAUCCAUAAAUAACAAAUCAAAUUCAUAAUCAAAAAUUGUGUCAUUGUGUUGCUCUCGCUGCUCAUUUGAGUGUCGUCGAACUUUUGAUUUUCCGAAAUGAAUAAUUAAAUGUCCUUAUCAUAAAUCAUCAAGUUUGAAGGCUUGAAGUUGGAAGGAGCUGCAGCUGUUGUUCGGAGGAACACAAACUUUCGCGUUCUGAUACAAUAAUUUAGGCCAGAUGUCUUUUUAUCUUAGACAAGUUUAAAUACACAUCAGAUUUGUAUCUUUCAUCGAGGCGAAAUUUAUCUUUGCUACUGAUAAAUAAAACAUUCCGGCCUAACCAAAAUGACGAAAGACAUUGUGAAGUCCCCCUCCGGGGUCGGCGUUCAAAUAGACUGUCCUACACCUGUUCCAGAGAAAACGAAUUUCGGAGGAGGUAUGCCGUCACUAAGUCUACCACCCGCUCUAACUCUGGAGGAAAAGAAGUAUAUGAUUGCCGUGGAACGGGGAGACUUGGCCAAUGUCAGAAGGAUGUUACAGAAGGCUCACCGUCGACAUCACAUCAACAUAAAUUGUAUGGAUCCCCUCGGGCGUCGAGCCCUCACACUUGCCAUCGACGGUGAAAAUCUGGAAAUGGUGGAGCUUCUCGUUAUAAUGGGCGUCGAUACAAAGGACGCACUCCUGCAGGCUAUAAAUGCGGAAUUCGUUGAGGCUGUGGAGCUGUUGUUGGAACAUGAAGAAUUAAUCCAUAAUGAGGGUGAACUAUACAGCUGGCAGAAAGUUGACAUAAAUACGGCAAUGUUUACGCCAGAUAUUACGCCCCUUGUACUGGCUGCACACAGGAAUAAUUAUGAAAUUCUGAAAAUCCUUUUGGACCGUGGUGCAGCGCUUCCAGUUCCUCAUGACAUAAAGUGCGGAUGUGACGACUGCAUACGUUUGUCCUCAGAGGACUCAUUAAGACACUCCUUGUCACGGGUAAACAUUUAUCGAGCGCUUGCGAGUCCUUCACUAAUUGCUCUCACGUCAAACGAUCCACUUUUAACGGCAUUUCAAUUAUCAUGGGAACUAAGAAAUCUGGCGUUCACGGAACAGGAGUGCAAGGCGGAAUAUAUGGAACUUAGACGACAAUGUCAACAGUUUGCAGUGGACCUGCUUAGCCAAACCCGUAGUUCACAGGAAUUAGCCAUCAUAUUGAACUAUGACCCGGACGCCCCGCCAUAUGAAGUUGGAGACCGUAUGCAUUUAGCAAGACUGAUACAGGCUAUUCAAUACAAGCAGAAAAAGUUCGUAGCGCAUCCAAAUAUUCAGCAACUUUUGUCAUCUAUCUGGUACGAAGGCGUUCCUGGAUUUAGAAGGAAAACAUAUGUAGGGAAGUUCUUGAUAAUUGGAAAAAUAGCACUUCUGUUCCCGUUCUAUUGUUUGAUGUAUAUGCUCUUUCCUAAUUGUUCUACGUCAAGAAUAAUGAAAAAACCAUUUAUGAAGUUUAUGGUUCACGCGUCUUCCUAUCUAUUUUUCUUAUUUGUGCUAAUUUUGGUAUCACAAAGGGCCGAGGACAAUAUCAUACGUAUGCUUGGGACGGAAAAUAUGAAAGAAGCUUUACUGGAGCGUAAGAAACGGCAACGCGGUAAUGGUCCAACAAGUCUAGAAUUGCUGGUAGUCGUCUAUGUUUUUGGCUUCAUUUGGGAAGAAAUUCAGGAAAUUUAUACGCUCGGCAUAAGGCAGUAUCUACGCAACAUGUGGAAUUUCAUUGACUUUACAAGGAACUUUUUAUAUGUACUCGUAGGAUGCCUAAGGAUUUUCGCAUACAUCCAGCAGACUAAUGAGAUCGCCCAAAAUGCUGCUACAGCCUAUAUCAGGAGGGAGGAAUGGAAUGACUUCGAUCCACAGCUAAUUGCAGAAGGACUUUUUGCAGCUGCGAACAUUUUCUCGGCCCUAAAGCUUGUCCAUCUGUUUUCGAUAAAUCCACAUUUGGGACCUUUACAGAUUUCAUUAGGACGAAUGGUUAUAGAUAUCGUGAAAUUCUUUUCCAUAUACUCCUUGGUCCUGUUUGCGUUCGCUUGUGGCUUGAACCAGCUACUAUGGUACUUUGCUGAUCUUGAAAAGGAAAAAUGCUAUAGUCUUCCGGAACUCCAGCCAGACUGGGAAGGUAACGGGGAUGCCUGCAUGAAGUGGAGGCGGUUUGAAAAUCUUUUUGAGUCGUCACAAUCUUUAUUCUGGGCAAGUUUUGGUAUGGUUGGAUUAGAAAAUUUUGAACUGGAAGGUAUCAAAUCAUAUACACGAUUCUGGGGCCUUUUGAUGUUUGGGUCAUACAGCGUGAUCAACGUUAUCGUGCUACUCAACUUACUGAUUGCUAUGAUGUCGAAUUCAUAUGCUAUGAUUGAAGAACAUUCUGACACUGAAUGGAAAUUUGCUAGAACGAAACUGUGGCUCAACUUCUUCGAAGAUAGUGCUACUCUUCCACCACCAUUUAACAUUUUGCCAUCUGUGAAAUGGAUAACCAGAAUAUUCAGGAAGUCACGCAAAGAAAUCCUACGAAAACAGCAUCAGAAGCGAGACACGGAUCAGGAAAAUCGAUACACUAACAUUAUGCGAGCAUUAGUUUGGCGAUAUGUGUCCUCAACCCAUCGUAAAUGUGAAGAAUCUCCAGUGACUGAGGACGAUAUUAACGAAGUCAAGGGUGAAAUAUCCACAAUGCGCUAUGAAAUGCUGGAAAUUUUCGAAAGAAAUGGAAUGGAUGUAUCCAGCGCUGCAAAGAAAGAAAAACCUGUGCGUGCCAAACGAGCUAAAGAAUGGGAACGACGUCUUAUGAAGGAUUUCCACGUUGCUCCGAUUCCAAUUGAUAAUGCGGAACAAGAACAACCUAUCGAAGUUGUUCCUACAGAACCUGCACCGCCAAAUGAGGAUCCAAAAGCGAAAUUCCGCCGAAUUGCACGACAAAUUGCCAAUGAUUCGAUGGCUCAUAAGUGGAAUGAGGUACUAAAGACCGUUGCCAAGAAUUCUCAAAUAGGACGCAGUCGGGAUCGACAAAGCUUUACUAAUCAGCAGAACUUACAAAAGGCUAUGGAAGAAGCUAAAAAGUUGGUCCUGCAAAGUCCACCACCACAUUCGGGAAAUAUUUCACCAAUCGAAUUUAUUGAUGAUACCUCAACGACUCUUCUUGAGCUAAUCAAGGAUCUUUCCGAAGAGUCUGGAAGUAUUAAACAAGGCGCUCGACCAAAAACAUUUGCAAAGGAGAAACCAAGUGGAAUCGUAGCAUUAUCCAAUGAAUUCAAGCAAAGAGCUCUGGCAAACAAGCAUUCCGGUGGUGAACGCGUAUACAAGCCACUUUCACCACCACCUCAAUUUUCCAGGGCAGCGUGCACUAGUAGCAACGUUGCGGAUGUUCCUUCGAUUAAAGUGACUACACCGGAUAGCCAAAUUGUCCUGACCGCUUCCACAUUGAUGUCACCGAAGCAAAAUCGACCACCGAAGAAGCAGGCCCCCAGUGCACCAGUAGAGCAUCAACGCCCACCACCCGGGAAACAAGCCCCAAUAGCUAAUGUUGAUAGUGAUGACAAUGAGCCGAUUUCUUAUGUUAGUCUUAAUGAUAGUACAGAGAAGCUGGUCCCGCGACCAAUCAGUCCAGAAUCAGACUGCAGCACGUUGCCACCGACCAGCCCUCGAGCUACUGAACGGACGCCUGACCUAUCGGGUGGCAGACGAAAAGGCGCGUGGUUGUAAAUAUUGAGGAUGAAUUUUUAGGAAAAGAUAUUUUCUCGGUUGUUUUGGUGAUAUUGUAUGCUUCCGCAAAUUUCUAGAUACUCGAACCUACGUUAACAUAUUAAAGUCAAAGAAAAAUCAAUUCUUGAAGUCUCAAAGAAGCGCAAUUUCGGUAGAUAUCUUUCAAGGUAAAUCCGCUUCUCCUCGUUGAAUGUAUGACAAAGUGCGGAACCAUUUUUACGUAAUUAGGAAGGCCUUGUUGUCAAAAGCACUCUCAUUAUCGCACCAUUUAGCCAUCCAUGACUCCAAGGAAUUUCGAACAGAAGAAAAAGGCUUUGAUUUGAGCUGCUGCAUCUUUAUGAAACUUUGAUCAAAUACAGUUGCAACCGCUGAAAUAACCCUCAGGCAUGUAAUUCAUCAGCACACGUUCAUCUGAUCCCAUCGCAAAAUCGACUCCCCUAAUCAUCCUCUUUUGUUGUAUUUUUUGCGAAAAAUCCGCGACGAAUCUCCUAAUCCGUCCUUAAGUGAUAUGCUUGUAUAUAAAGGACAAAAAUGAAUAGAAUAAACGUUCGACUCUCUCGCUCAUUACCCUAAAUUUAUAAUUGCGAAAUUAUCCCAAGUUCGAUAAAAUAUCCCUACAAAGUGCAAUUAAUAUGAAAGUGAAUCUAGUCAUGGGGAAAAAGUUAAAAGUACAUUUUAAAGUUUUUCAAAUAUUUUUACAGGAUAAGAGAAUUUAAGGAAUAUGUAUAUGAAAAAUAGCAUCACAUAAAUACAGGAUAAAAUCGUAAAGAA
Messenger RNA from Hermetia illucens (black soldier fly), 4784 nucleotides. It is a transcript of the gene trpl, whose product is annotated as transient-receptor-potential-like protein. Gene Ontology annotation, biological process: manganese ion transport; regulation of cytosolic calcium ion concentration; calcium ion transmembrane transport. Gene Ontology annotation, cellular component: membrane; cation channel complex. The transcript is spliced from 15 exons. The record is from RefSeq and is a predicted model, not a curated record. NCBI's taxonomy places the organism in Eukaryota, Metazoa, Arthropoda, Insecta, Diptera, Stratiomyidae. The coding region runs from base 639 to 4013 and encodes 1124 amino acids. Gene Ontology annotation, molecular function: inositol 1,4,5 trisphosphate binding; protein binding; store-operated calcium channel activity.